Anthonomus grandis grandis is the source of this 3689-nucleotide messenger RNA. It is a transcript of the gene TBCD, whose product is annotated as tubulin-specific chaperone D. The coding region runs from base 88 to 3603 and encodes 1171 amino acids. Gene Ontology annotation, cellular component: lateral plasma membrane. Gene Ontology annotation, molecular function: GTPase activator activity; beta-tubulin binding. Gene Ontology annotation, biological process: bicellular tight junction assembly; adherens junction assembly; tubulin complex assembly. Lineage: Eukaryota; Metazoa; Arthropoda; Insecta; Coleoptera; Curculionidae. The record is from RefSeq and is a predicted model, not a curated record. The transcript is spliced from 14 exons.
GUGACAGUUCGAAUGUCAAAUACAAUGAAAUAAUUCAAAUAUAAAAAAAUAAACAGAUUUGAAUAAAUAAAGACAAUUUAAAGGAAAAUGACGAGUUUACGUGCAGAAGAAACGUCGUCGAAAGAAGAGGAGCCUUUCGGUCUGGGUUGUGCCUUAGACUACUUCUCAGACUACGAAGAAGUCCUUCAGAUGAUUGAUAACCUCCAAAGUGUGAUUCAGCUGGAAUCAUCUUCCCCUAGGGAGAAGGCAUAUGAAAAGUUUUCCUUUAUUUUGGGCCAAUAUAUUGAGCAGCCCCAUUUGUUAGACUCUCACAUAGACUCGAUUCUGGAGAAAUUCAUUACUAUUAUCAGAAACAAUGACAGUUCCCUGGAGCUUAAACAUGUUACCUUCAAAUACAUGUUCGUCUUAGUCAAUGUCAGGGGCUACAAAGAUAUAGUUAAACAUUUGCCACAUGAAGUUGCAGAUUUUGAACCGGUAUUAUGUUUCUUAGAGGCACAAAACCCCAAUGAUACAGACACUUGGACGACAAGAUACAUUUUGCUGCUCUGGUUAUCUAUCAUUAUAAUGAUUCCUUUUGACCUCUCUCGCUUUGAUGGCUUCGAUAAAACAGAUGCUUGUAAGAAGCCUAUAAUGGAGAGGGUCCUGGACAUUAUUAAGACUUAUGCAGUUGUUCCUGAUAAAUGUAGAGAUGCUGCAGCAUUUUUAUCAUAUAAGUUUAUUAACAGAAAUGAUGUCAAAGAAAAGCACCUUUCCUCAUUUAUUGAAUGGGUGUUUGACAAAAGCUUAUCGAAAGAUUCAAAUGUAUUUAUCAAAUACGGAACUUUAGCUUGUAUCGCUAUGAUCAUUAAACACGGCAAAAGGGAGGACAUACUGCAACACGCCCCGAAAAUCCUCUCGUGGAUCAUAAACUCGGAGUUUAAGGAGAGUUCUGGCACCAGUGUACAAAAGCUGGUGUACAAAAUCGUUCAAAGAAUAGGUCUGACAUUUUUACCCCCUCGAUUGGCCUCGUGGAGGUACCAAAGAGGGAACCGGUCUUUGGCGGCCAACCUGAGUGCCGCAGCCGGCGAUUUGUCGUCGUACAUCCCCUCUUUUAACAGAUCUGAGGAACAGCCUGAAGAACAAUUCAAUGUACCAGAUGAGGUUGAGGAAGUUAUCGAUCAACUUAUUCAAGGAUUGCGGUGUGCUGAUAGCGUUGUUAGAUGGUCCGCAGCCAAAGGAGUGGGUAGAGUGACCUCGAGACUUCCUAAAGACUUAGCGGAUGAAGUUGUGGGUUCGGUGUUAGAGUUGUUAGGGCCUAGGGAAAACGACGGGGCUUGGCAUGGCGGUUGUAUUGCCUUAGCAGAGCUAGGGCGCAGGGGUCUGCUUUUGCCAGAGAGGUUACCGCAGGUCGUACCGCUGGUUUUAAAAGCGCUGGUUUACGAUGAGCCCAAAGGAUUUUCGUCGGUCGGGUCGCAUAUUAGAGACGCCGCCUGUUACGUGUGCUGGGCCUUUGCUCGGGCCUACGAGCCCCACGAUUUGGCCCCGUACGUUCAAGAUAUCGCAAGCACUCUGUUGAUUGUGACUUGCUUCGAUAAAGAGAUUAACUGCCGCAGGGCGGCAUCGGCGGCCUUUCAAGAGAACGUCGGCCGUCAGGGCACGUUCCCUCACGGAAUCGAAAUCCUCACGACCGCCGACUUCUACGCCGUCAGUGUAAGGAACAACGCGUAUCUGAACAUCAGCGUUUUCAUAGCGCAGUUCCAAGAAUACACUGUUCCCCUUAUCGAUCAUCUGGUGUCCAGAAAAGUGGACCAUUGGGACUGCGCCAUACGGGAGCUCACCUCUAAGGCUUUGCACAACCUUACACCGCAGGCGCCAUCGUACAUGAUUGAAAAAGUGCUGCCCGAGUUGUUCGAAAAAACGCAGAGCAUCGACCUGAACUGUCGUCACGGCUCCGUGUUGGCCAUCGGACAAAUCGUCUUCGCGCUCUCUCGCAUCACCGGGGACGUUGCGUUUCAAUUAAACGACGAUUUAAUGCGAAAAGUCAAAGAUCUGAUUCCGAAGUAUACGUCGAGCAUGUACUUUCGAGGACUGGGCGGGGAGCUGAUGAAGCAAGCCUGCUCUGAUUUUAUCGAGAAAUGUUCUUUGGCGAAGUUACCGUUGCACAACGACGACGUUAUUGAAAAAUGGCUGACGUUAUUGAACGAAUGCCUGUCAUACGAGGUGGCCAACGUGCGUUUAGCCGCAGUCAGUGCCCUACCGUUCCUACUAAACGAAUACAUGACCGGUACAAACAAAACCGAACUAACCAAAUCCAUUAUAAGUCAUUAUGUGUCGGAACUUAACGGCGAAACGAGACAAUCGUCGAGGAUGGGUCACGCCUUAGCUCUAGGAUCGUUACCGAAGCACAUUCUGCAUCCCAAUUUGGAUGUUGUCAUUAGUGCCCUCAUUGGGGCCUCUACCAUAACCGCUGCGACGAUCAAAUGGGCCGAAAGCAGACGAGACGCCGUUAAAGCCUUGACUUCGGUGGUGACUACGAUGUCUGACGAAAUCGGAAAAGAUUUCCAUGAAAACUACAUCGCUCAGUUUUACUCGACCUUAUUCGAGGGGUUGAAAGACUAUUCCGAAGACAAACGGGGUGAUAUUGGAGCGUGGGUUAGAGAAGCUUGCGUUACUGGUCUUCAGGUGUUAACAUUGCUCUUAACCGAGAAAAUGCCUCAAAUCCUAACCUCCGAACUGAUGAACAAAAUCCUGUCGAAUGUAGCUCAACAGGCCGUGGAGAAGAUCGAUCGAACGAGAGCUCUUGCCGGCAAGGUUUUCUUUAGUUUCAUUUACAAUAAUCCACGUGUACCAAACAUUGAAUACCAUGACCAACUGUCUCUCAUAUUCCCGAAAGAAGAGUGCGGCAUCCUCAAUUGGAACUCGGGCGGUUCGACUUUUCCGAAGUUCGUGCAACUGCUGCGAUUUUCCCCUUUCACGUAUCACGUCCUGCUCGGUCUUGUGUGCAGCGUGGGCGGUUUGACUGAAUCCUUAGUUAAAAAGUCCGGGGCCUCGUUAUUUACAUACUUAAAAGAAGAGGAAAAGUCUAAGGGGCUAAAAGAAAUUAAACGGAUAUGCGAAACCGUUCAUACAAUUUUCGUUGAUCAUCAAAAGUGCGAUCGGAUUACUGUGCCGAUGUUUAGAUUUUUGGAUAAACUAAUCGACUCUCAGUGUAUUAGCGGCAUCAUUGAAGAUACUGGCGACGACUUUACUAAAAGAAUAUUAAAACUUGUGCAGAUGGAGAUCGCUGGAUGCAGGGAUAUUUACAAGUUAAUGGACGGGAUAAGCCUAAUGUGCCAGUUUAUACAGGUUCCAGGCGAAGUGAGUCAGACCGCCUUGGUGCAAUUGAGCAUCCUGCUCUGCCAUAGGCAGACUUACGUGAGGCGUUCGACCGCAUCCCGGCUGUACGAGUCCCUGUUGGUUAACGGCGAUUGUAGCGGGAUUCCGACAGAUAAUCUUGACGAAAUCAUGCAGAUAUUGAGCGAUACUAAUUGGGAAUGCGCGGUCGAGGAAGUACGACCCGUCAGGAACAAACUGUGCCAGUUGAUGGGGGUCAGAGUUCCGACGCAAGUUAAAAAGAAAACAUAAGAUGAUAAGAGUUUUUUUUUGCUGUAUCACCCGUAUGUUUGACUGGCUGCAAGUUUAUUUGAUUAAAAAAAAAACUAAUAUUGUGA